CUAAGUUUCGGUUUUUUGGAAGUUCGAAGCAACUACGUACAGUUUGAAUUUCUGUAGUCGAAAGAGGCAGUUGUUUCCUGGUUCAGAACGCUACUCACGAAAAUACAAUCAGGGCGAAUUUCGAUGUGAAGAUCGAACUAGACCGAAGGGAUCACUGCAUUCCACUGUUUUCAGUGAUCAGCCAGCUACCGCACCUCUCUUUGACUGGACUCCCCGCAGACAGUGAAAGUGAAGUGGGCGUUAAAGUGAAGACGAUGUCUGCACCGCUCUCCGGCUCAGAACGCAGGAACGCGCACACGCGCGUCAGCAGCCAGGCGAAGCCCGGAUUCCUCGAGCGCCUGAGUGAAACGGCUGGAGGGAUGCUCGUGGGAGUCGCCAUAUUCGCGUUCUCGUUUUACGUGCUUUUCACGAACGAGGGCAGGGCGCUACGCGUGGCUUCCUCUCUAGAUGAGGGCCUCUCCCAAGUGGUACCUUUACAGUCCUCCUCUGCUCCGGAGCUCCAGAACAAUAAUCAACUGGUCCAUCUGUCUGGCCUUCUACGUACUGCCCAGCCUCUGUAUGACCCUAACUACCAAGUGGCUUUGCAGGCAGUCAAGCUGAAGAGGGAGGUGGAGAUGUAUCAGUGGGUGGAGUAUCAGGAGAGCAGAGACUACCAGGAAGAUGGAGAGACCAAGACUGAAACUACAUACUCCUACAACACAGAAUGGAGAUCAGAGCUCAUAAACAGCAGGAACUUUGAUAAAGAGAUUGGCCACAUUAACCCAAGUGCUAUGGCAGUGGAGGCAGUCACUGUUGUUGCUCCAGAUGUCUGGGUAGGCCAGUUCUCUCUCUCCAAAGGAUUGGUGGAGAAGAUCGAUAACUUCCAGAGGUUGAGUUUGGAGGGUCUCCCCACCCCGGCAUCUGACUCUUUCCUGACUGUUGAUGGAGAUUAUUUCUACCAUACGCCACAUCCCCGCCAGCCAGAGGUAGGGGAUGUUAGAGUUUCUUUCUCCUAUGCUGGUCUGAGUGGAGAAGGAUCAUAUCCAGGACCAGCUCAGGUGGUCAGUGUGGUCGCAAGUCAGAGGGGUGACCAGCUGAGGCCCUUCAAAACCAAGUCUGGAGAGGAGUUGGAGAUUCUGUACCUGGAAGAGCUGUCCGCUCAGGAGGUGUUUGAGCGGGAGCAGCAAAUGAACACCAGGAGACUCUGGGCUCUCAGGGCUGCAGGCUGGGCGCUCAUGUUCCUGGGCAUCAGCCUGACCAUCAGGAUCUUCCACACACUGGUGGACUGGGUGCCGUUACUCAGGGAGCUUGUGAAUUUGGGGCUCAAGCUCUUUGCUCUCUGUGUGUCCUGCUCCCUCUCCCUCCUCACCAUUGCUGCUGGUUGGCUCUUCUACCGCCCCCUGGUGGCUGGAGUGCUUGCUGUACUCGCCUUGCUGCCUAUACUCAUUGCUCAUACCCGCACCCCACCCAAGAAGCACCAGUGACCCUUAACCCCAGGAUUUGAAAUGGAUUUUGCAACACGGAGCACAUCAGUCUUGUGAUCAUCCUCACCCCUGUGCUAUCAGCUCCUUCUCAUGGUGUGUCAGCCUCUUUCUGUACUGUUUACCCCUCCCUCUAGCACAUCAAUCCCAGUGAGUUAUAUGCAUAGAGAAAAACAAUAUUACAUGCAGACUUAACGUUGCUGCCAAAUGUUAGCGGAUGUUUAUUGUGCAGAACACCAAAUGGACAGUCUUCAACAUUUUGCCUCAGUCUGUCUGACAUUUUGAUGAAUCUCAUGAAGCAAGAGUUGAAGAUGAUUUAUUGGAACAGAAAGUGUCAUCAGGCCCAGCUUCUGAACACAACAACUUUUAGCAAAAAAGGUCACUGUCCAGCCAUCUGGGUCUGAAUCACAAUGACUGAGUGGAACUUGCUUGGUGUUUGGAUUGCAUUAAAUGAUACAUCCUGUUAUUCAUACUGAAUGAAUUAUACAUGGCUCUCAUUUAUGCUGUUUUUGGUAAAGAUGUGCAAAUGAUUCUCUUUGCUUUUUGGCUCAACACCAGACAUUAAGUGAUCAAGAAGUGUGAUCACAAAAACUUCAUGAUACGUUAGUGAGACACGUUAAUGGCAACAGACCAAACAUUUUUAUAAACAUACUGUCUGUUUACAAAGGUUCAAGUAUUUGUAACAUUCUGAACAUUGUACAAAUAUCUAAAUUAUUGUUUUAAGUAAAGUGGACUGUGAUUGCUUUGGCUUUGUAGAAGGUGUGGUGACAGGCUUGCAUGUUUUAUGAAAUAUCAUUUGAUUGUUGUCUUGUGUGGUAUAGCUGUACGGUGCUAGCUCUUCACAAUUACAGAAAGGGCACUGGAAACAUGCUUUGUUUUCCUUUUUUCGCCUCUAACUGUGGGAUCACUAGUUGUAUGUGGGGCUGUUUCACCAAUGUCUUUUGUAUUUGCUCAGGAACAAGGGCUUAAUGAACAUAGUCUUCCAAUACACAGGCAUGCCUACCACCAUAAUUGUUCACAUUACAAGUCACAGUGCACUAGGAAAUCAAACGCCAAAUGGAGGAUAGGUGUGUCUCUCUGAUGUCAUCUGAGUGACUGGGCACCUGCCGAGCCACAGUGGUACGAUGAAUGAACCCUGGCUAUCAAAACUCACCCUUCCCUGGCAAAGCAAAGCCGAUAAAGUUCCACUACUGGACUCCCAGUCAUUGUCAGCGAAUGCCAUGGCUGAGAAGUAGUACUCCGUCUCUGCUCAGAAAAAGGGCUAUAUCCAACAGAGCCACAAAGGAGCAUUGGGCAAGGGUGGUUUUAUUCUGUUUAUGAAAGUGUGUUGUGUGUGUGUUUAGGUUACAGUGUUCGCAGGACAUUUGGACAUACAGGACAUUUGGCUGAAGAUACAGUCUUCGUACUGCACACCGCUGUGCGUUCCUUUAGGAAAGGCUGUA
Megalops cyprinoides (Indo-Pacific tarpon) is the source of this 2902-nucleotide messenger RNA. Its product is annotated as transmembrane protein 43. Bases 255 to 1463 code for a protein of 402 amino acids. The transcript is spliced from 12 exons. Lineage: Eukaryota; Metazoa; Chordata; Actinopteri; Elopiformes; Megalopidae. Gene Ontology annotation, cellular component: nuclear inner membrane. The record is from RefSeq and is a predicted model, not a curated record. Gene Ontology annotation, biological process: nuclear membrane organization.